AUGGCGGCGACCGGUGAGAGCGGUGGGGUAACCGGAAUCAAGCGGGAGCAUCUCGGCAUUCCCGAAGCGGUGUUUGUGGUAAGAUGUACGCUGCGUGCGUGCUCUCCCCCCGAGCUGCCGGGGGGUCCGUGCAGGGGGUCCCCGAGAGAGGCCCAGCAUGGCUCAGCGUGGAGCAUGGCUGUCAUCAUGGUAACUGAGGCGGUGCCAUGCCUCUCAGGGAAGAUCGUGGCCGCCUCAGCCACACUGCCUCUCACACAGCAAACCGGCUGAUACCAGACAGCAUUAUUUAAAAUAAUUACACAGUGUGUGUGUGUGUGUGUGUGUGUGUGUGUGUGUGUGUGUGUGUGUGUUUUCUGCUGUAGGGAUAUAUGUCCCAUCUGUGCAUUGUUAAAAUAGCUGACAGGCAGCCCCAAUGGUAUGUGCAGGCCUUUACUAUUUAUAAAUAUCAAGCCCCACAUUAUGUCACAGUGCAGCACAAUGGUUGGGCAAGAUUUAUGUAAGUAUUUAAAAAAAAAAAGUGUAAUUUACAUGUUUAGGAGGUGGUAAUGGCCCAGGCCUUGUUCUGCUUGUGAUGGAUACGUGUUUAGAACCUAUGGCUUUAGAAUAGCUGCAUGUUAAUAAUGGUAAAAUCUUUAGAGAGAUACUAUAGUGUUAGGAAUACAAAAUCUUAUUCCAAGCACAUUAGCUCCUCCCCUGCUUAGUAAGAGUUCAAAUACCCUUACUGUACUUACCCAAUUCCAGUGUAACUCUGCCCUCUCCAUCAUCCGAUGUGGGCGCUAAUGCGCAGAUGCAUCCGGCGCAUUAGUUCCACCCAAUAGAAAAACAUUGCUGUAAUGCUUUUCUAUGAAGAAUUGACUGCUUCUGGAUGUCCUCAUGUAGCGCAUGUGAACGUCCAGCGUCAGGCAACCAAAAGUUUCCUCACCACCUGGAAGUGCUACUGGAGGCAUUCUUAAUCAUGCAAGGUAGUUAAUGCAGUUCCUCAGAUAGUGCAGUAAUUACCAUUGCAAGCUUAAGAGGACAGGAACAUUGCGCCCAGACCACUUCGAUGAGCUGAAGUGGUCUCGGUGUCUAUAAAGUCCCUUUAAAAACGAUAGGCACACAGAACACUUCAUCUUAGCGAAGUGGUCAGGGUGCAGUGAGCUGUUAAUUUUAACCCUACAAGCUAAUACAUUAUCGUUGCAGUAGAUACUGCGAUGUUUGCAGUGUUAAACCACAUCUAUUGUCUGUCUUCCUGGCAUCCUCUGAAGGUGCUUCAGCUGAAAAACCAACUGAUUCCAUUUUGCUAUGCGGGCACACUAGCCACACCAUGCAUGCCAGUAGGGAAGUAUUGGGUUGCUGAGAUCAUCAAUCCUGACAAUUUAACAGGUGUGGCAGUGAGGGAGUAAAGUUGGCAAAAACUAUCUUUUAAACACGUAGGGGUUAACACUGUAGUAUUCCUCUAAUAUAGCAUCUGAGUGAGAUUCAUACCACUGUAUUUAACUUUUUACAUUUAGUUUGUACAUUAGCUGAAGACGUACAGAAUUGAAAUGUACCAGUAAAGCAACCUCUGCUUUCACAUCUUCAAUCUGAACUAAUCUGUGACAUUUCCACUUUGUCUUCUACUUGUAUAGUAAAAAUAAAUUUAAAAUGGAGUAAUUUCAUUAAAAGUUCUCCUCUGCAUUAAUUUGAAAUUUCCACAUUUAUCACCAGCUCAUGCCAACAUGACUACAUUAUGAUGUAAAUAAGCAGGAUUCUGACAGAUUAAAUAUAAUGAUGCCAGUAUAUGCAAUCAGUGCUCAAUGUUUCCACGGGCGAGUAGAGUACUUCUGUAAUAUUUAUCUCUGGUCCACUCGUGCUGCUCCUGUGGUCUUCACUUAUUUGCCCUGCAAACCUUCUCCAUGACAAUGACCUGUUGGGGGUUCCCCAUUCCUUUACGCCCCAGCCAGCGCUCGCAACACUGGCUGGGACGUUACCUCUUGUUCUCCACCUGUAGCAACCACAGCACAAGCAUGACACCACCAUGCUUGUGCUGUGGUUGCUACGGGUGGAGAACACAAGCACUGCCUGUGGGAAGUCUCUUCUGCUCUACCUGUCAAAUCUUCGGCAUGUACCGAAGAGCUGAUUGACAGGUGGGAGAAAGAUAUAGUUUUAAAAUAGGUGUUUCUCCCGAUUGUUACAUUUGCUAGCACAAUUUGCACGUUGUAUAGAUGAAAUGUCAUGCUCUUUCCAAAGUGCAUGAGGAGUGUGGGGGGGGGUCCUCUCUAAGGCCUGGCUAGUAGCAUAUAUACUUAAAAUUUAUAAGCCCUAGUUCAAUAUUUUCAGGAUUCAAUGUGCUUUUAUUUAGAGUUAGCAGUAUAAGGUACAUAAGUGACCCCUAAAUUUUCAGUAAUGACCACAAAAGAAUGAUGCAAGCUUUUAUAUUUUCUCUUUAUAAAAUAUUAAUUUUGUAUUAAUUCUUUAUGGUUCCUUUAAAUAUAUGUUUGGGCUGUGCACACUCUUUGCCUAAACCAAGGAAACUGCCUUAACCCCUUAAGGACCAAACGGCUGGAAUAAAGGGGAAUUACCAGAUUUUACUAAUUACAUGACGUAAAGUCAUGAUUUUAUAAAGGACACGGAGGCGAAUAUUAUGCUUAUCUCCUUCUUUAUUAUACCUCAGCAGCAAAGAGAAGGUAUAAGACAUUCAUAGAAAAGGAGCCACGCUAAUAACCUGAGUUGUCCCUGCAUCAUCAGUGGGUGUGGGUUCCCUUUGGGAUCCGACAGACGCGGGUUCUCGGGAAGCAGUCUGGGAAGGUCUAUAGACUUCUCCGUGAGUGAAGGGAACCAAGGCUGUGUUGUCCAGAAUGGCAUUAUGAGGACCAGAGAUGUCUGUGAGUGGUCGAGAUGUACCAAGGUCCGUGCCAGCAGAGCGAACGGAGGGAAUGCGUACAGUCUUCUGCUCGGCCAUGGUUGGAAGAAUGCAUCCGUAGCUAGUGCCUCUGGAUCUGGUCUCCAGCUGAAGAAUUCCGGAAGUUGUGUAUUCAAUCGAGACGCAAACAGGUCCAUGUACAUCGGGCCCCACAGCGUUUGUAGUCGUAGGAACGCUCCGCGGUCCAGGCUCCAAUCGCUGGCAUCCCGCAGGUGUCUGGAGUUCCAAUCCGCUAUGAUAUUCGAGAGUCCCGGGAUGUAUUCUGCUCGUACUGAUAUGUUGCGGUCCAAGCAAAAUUGGCAGAAUUCUGUGGCUAAAUCUGCUAAAAUUUUGGACCUGGUGCCGCCGAGGCGGUUGAUGUAUUGCACUGCUGAUAUGUUGUCCAUCCUCAAGAUGAUGGAGCAAUGUGUCGUGGGACCGAAGAGGCUCUUCAGCGCGAAUGAUCCCGCUAUAAGUUCCAGGCUGUUGAUAUGCAGUGCUCUUUCUGAUUGGGACCAUCUUCCGCCUGUGGAGAUAUGACCACAACGUGCUCCAAAACCCUGUGUGCUGGCAUCGGAUUCUAUUAUGCAAUCUGGGGCGGAGCCGAAGAUCGCUCUGCCAUUCCACGCUUCCAUGUGUUGCAGCCACCACUUCAGUUCCUCCUUGGCUGUGUGAUCGAGUUGCACGGAGUCUGAGUAGGGGUGACCUGAUUGUAGCUGAGCGGCUUUUAGUCUCUGUAGGGCACUGUAAUGCAGAGGUCCCGGGAAGAUCGCUUGUAUGGAUGCCGAGAGGAGUCUAAUUAUUCUGGCUAGUUGUCUCACAGUGAGCGUUGGGCGAGCCAACGUUCUACGAAUCUCCUUUUUGAUGGUUUUGAUCUUCGUGAGCGGUAAGUUUAGGGUCCCAUGGACUGCCUCUAUAUUUAAUCCUAGGAACUCUAUGGACUGGGAGGGGAUUAGCACCGACUUCUCCCAGUUGAUUAGGAAUCCUAGGUUACGUAGAAACGCUAUUGCCCAGGUUAGGUGUUGUUGAAAUAAGAGUGCAUCCUGUGCCAUGAUCAGUAUAUCGUCCAAAUAUAUGAUCAUGCGCCCACCACCAGUUUCAACAGUUUCGUAAAGCACCAUGGUGCUGAUGAUAGUGCCGAAUGGCAGGCACUGGAACCUCCACGUCUGUGCGUUACAUUGAAAUGGGAGGAGGUGGUGACAUUCCUUCAUGAUGGGGAUGGCGAGAUUGGCAUCUUGCAGGUCUAGUUUGACCAUCCAAUCCCCCAACCUGAGAAGGUCUCGCAGGCAAUGAAUCACUUCCAUUUUGAAGUGGUGAUAUCGUACAUAUGCAUUGAGUGGGCGUAGGUUGAUCACCGGCCUUUUGCCUGAGGUCCAGGCUCGGAUAUGGCCAUAUUGACCAGUUUUGGGUCAAUCUUCAUGAGGAUCGCUUUGCGUCUCUCUGUACUUAGCGCAGCGUUGGAGUUGCCGAUAAGGCAAAUAGAACGCUGCGCCCACUCUCGGAUAGCCAAGAGGUCUACUGGUGUGCCACCUGAGAGUGCAGCUUCGACCAUGUCAAAAUUUUUUGCGCUGGGGCCCAAGGAGUCAAGCACCUUAUCCUGGGAGUGGCGCAGGGAGUAAUCCAGCCCUUUCUUGGCUUUCCAGCCAGCUUUCCCCAGGAACUGGGCAAUUUUUGGGUCUAGUUCCGGUGUGGCACAAGCCAUAUCGGGGACCGUUGGACGUGGGCAUUCUGCCCUAAGUUUAUUCCUGGUGGCUUUAUCCAGGGGUUUUCUAAUCCUGGCCGCUAUAUAUUGGGCCACAUGGUCAGCUGGGAACCAUUCCGUAGACCUAGGGUGUUGUAGGUCAUCCGGAUUAAAUAGGGGCUCCCCCUGCGGGUCUAAAAUGACGGAAUCAUCCGUGGCCACCUUGCCCAUGUUGGCUGGUUUGACUGCUAAGCUGCGCUCCGGAGAAGAGUUCUCCAAUUCAAAAGAGCCGAUUUCCUUGGACUCGCUCAAUACUUCCUCAGGGUCCGAAUCAGUCGGAUAUCUCUGUUAGGGCUUUUGCCCAUUUCCAUGCCCUCACCGUUUUUGCCCGGCGGGUGGCUCGUUUACGUGGGGGCCGCACGUCCUCAUUAGUGACAGGACGGAACCUGUCCGUCAUGCUUGUUUUGGAGGUUUGCUUGCCCACAUGGUGAGUCUUUUCUGUAGCCUUGCGCUCGCUGAGGGAUGCAGGCUUGUCAUCUUGGGGUGGAGGCCGCUAGGGUUGUGGCUAGACGCCAAGAUGCUGAUUGGGUCAGGUUAUCUGACAUCGCCCACAUCGCCGUGUAGAUGGCUUGGGUGACCGAUUUGGUCAUUGUCGCAUCUAGGAGUGAAUGGAACUCCUCCGAGUUCAGUUGCUCCAUAGAUGCCACAUCCUCUCUGGGGGGAGAUUGGGCGCGGAGCAGGGGACACGCGGUGUGUGGUGUCCUUACUGGCAGCAGUAGGAGUGGAAACCUCCUGGUCCUUGGGGUGCUGCAUUCUAGACAAAGAAUCUGAAGCAAGCUUGGGACACUAAACUUACUAUCAAUGGGAGCAAGGGCACUCUGAAUGUAACAGAAUAUAUAUGUGUGUAAGAUGUGCUAUGAUAGCACACAGCAAUACUGUCACUUUAAAUUCUAUGUGGGAAAGUAUUACAAUCCUCUGCAAGCGAAAGUUAACAAUGAUCUCUCUGGCCGGUUAAGUGUGACAGGGCAAGGCACAAACAAAUGCUGUCAGCUUACCGAGUGUUCCCUCCGGAAUGGCCGCAAGGGAACACUGGCAAGCUGCCAGCCACAGUCAGUAACCAAUCAGAGCGCCCCCGCCCCUGGGGGCGCCGGGAAAAACGUGGCAAAAUCCCUGUCAGAGCCGGCGGUUGCAAUGGCCGCUGUAUGGCCGCCAAUGUGCCUGCGCACGCGGCACCCGGCUGUAAAAUGCUCGCACUGGGCAAACAGCCGCCGCGGAGCAUAGCAGGGGAAAGGACCGGGUUGCCUGGAGGUGCACGGGUAAUAAACUACCCGGAGAGGUGAGGGAGGGAGGGGGUUUACCGCUGGGGAGGACGGGAAACCAUAGGGAGGGAUAGUCAUAUAGUCAUAUGAACCUUCGUUAUACCAAUAAUUAAUUGUACAGAGAAGGUCUAUACACAGAAGUAUACAUGAAGAGAAUUACAUAAAGGAAUAUACAAACUCCUAUGAACCUUAUUUCUACCCACAAUAAAGUAUACAGACAAGAGAUAUAUACAGAAGUAUACAUGAAGAAAAAUACAUAAAGGAAUAUACCAAAUCUAGCAAAUCCAAACAGAAAUUUCUCUGGAGUAGAGAGAUCUAAAAUAGGGUAAUACUUAGCUGAAGCAGCAGCAAAGAAAGAGGGAGAGGAGAGGUCACAUGGGUGGUUAUGGAUAUGUGGACUGUUCCCAUUGGUUAUGGGUAGAAUGUUGUGUUAACCCUUUGAGAAUUUGUUCUAGUUUUUUUUUUUUUUUUCUAUGAAUGUCUUAUACCUUCUCUUUGCUGCUGAGGUAUAAUAAAGGAGAUAAGCAUAAUAUGAGCCUCCGUGUCUUUUAAUAAAAUCAUGACAUGUCACACGUCAUGUGUCCUUAAGGGGUUAAAGGAACACUUUAGUGUUUAGAAUGUAAAGAUCUAUUAAACUGUUGAAGUUAACUGAUUUUGAUUUCUGCACCUUCUUAUAUGCAGGAAGAUGUGGAGGCUUUUAUGAAGAAACCUGGAAAUGAGACAGCAGAUGCAGUCCUCAAGAAAUUGGAUGAGCAGUAUCAGAAAUAUAAGUUUAUGGAAGUAAAUCUUUCUCAGAGAAAAAGAAGGUAUUUCAUGUUUCCAUUUGAUUAUUUUUUUAAAUGAAAAUAAUCUUUUCCCAUGAUGUAAUAACAUCUGUUUGUUCUGUAUUUUGAUUAUUCUGAUGUCUUUCUUAUUUAUUGUGCCUCAACAACGUUGGCUUACUGAAGCAGUAGAAAUUAUGUCUCUGACAUCUCACUGCUCAAGUUACUUUUGUUUUUAUCCAUGCGACCCCUGGUUGUGAUUGACACCCCCUGAAUGAAAAAAAUGUUUUUGUUUUACAAGUGUUUAUCUGCUCUGUAAAUUAAACUUUAACCACACACUGCAGGUCUAGAAGGCUAUUAACAGGAGAUUAGAAAUUCAAAAUCAAACAUUUGUUAUAAAGGAAGUUUAAACAUUAGAUCUUUUUAAAGGAUGUGUUUAGGGAAGCUGUGCACAUUACAUACAGGGAGGUGUACAUAAACAAAGUGGUUGAACUUUGGCAAAUGGCAAAUAAUUGAGCAGUGAGACUGUAGGGCAAGCAUGUUAAACUCAAAGUCUGAAUCGGGCCACAUAAACAAGGUUUGUUUAUGUGGGGCGCAAAAAAAAUACCGUACAUUUUCAUAGAAACUUAGGUUUGUUUUUAAAAGAACAGUAUAAACCCCCUCCACCCGCCCCCACAGCAUCCCCCUCUGCUAAUCUACAGCGCCCCCUCUACCAAAUCCCAGCCCACCCUCUACUACUGACGUCUACCACCCUGUGACAAAUCUGAUCCUCCCGUGCACGCACACCACACACACACACACAUUCACUGACAGACAUACACAUACAGACACACUGAGACACACACAUGCUCGCAGACAGGCACAUUAUUUUCUUUAUUGCUCCUUACCUUAUGGAGCCGAUGUGGGGCAUCUCCCUGGGGUCCUUCCUGCUCCCUCGCGCGGUUUAGUGGUGCCGGAAUAUGACGUCAUAUUCUGGCGCCGGGUUCGCUUCAGACGGUGCGUGCGAGGGAGCAGUGAGGAGCAGCAACACUGAGCUCCAUCGCUGGCCGCGUGUUAGCAGAGUAGGCACCUGCAACAUGGGGAAAGCAGGUGCCUACUCUGCUAUUACACCAGCAUGUACUCUCGGCUCGCUGGGCCGCAAAGACGGUCCUUGUGGGCCACGAGUUUGACAUGCUUGCUGUAGGGGAAUGAUCUAUAAACCAAAACUACUUCAUUAAGCUAAAGUUGUUUUGGUGACUCUAGUGUCAUUUAAAAAAAAGCACACUCCAACUGAAAAAAGUGUGUGUAUGUACAAAUGUAUGUGUUGGCAAAUUUCUAAAAGUUUGCAUCCAUUCAGGGCAGUCUAUAACGUGGGGCAAAAGGGGCAGCUGCCCUGGGCCAAGUUGCUCCCAGGGAGCCCAAAGCAACUGCACUGAUCCUAAAAUUAAAUUGUUGCGGGCCUGCACACUAAGGGGGCCCAGGGCACCACAUUCAGGGAGAAUUGAUUCCUCACUGUGCCAAAUCUGCUAAUCGGCUGUUAAAUAGACUCCCUGGUGGUCCAGUGUGCUGCUGGGUCUGCCGCACUCUCACACGGUCCGGAGCACUAUGAGUGUCAGAGCAGCCUGGUUCCACCACCAAAAUUAAAGCUAAAAACACCCCUGCAUUCAAAAACAAACACUACACAUAAAUGUAUACUUGCAUUCAAAUGCAAACACACCCCCUACAUUCAUACAAAAACAUGCUUACAUACAAACACUGCUCAGUGCUAAAUACAACCUUGCAAGCAUGGGGAAAUGGUAGAGCCCCAGCUGUCAAAGCAUUGUUGGAGUUGCAUGACAGAUGGGGAUCUACCUUUUGGCCACCCUUGCAAUGGCGGGACCCAAAACAAGUCUUCCACCAGGGCCCUCUCUACUUUAGUUCUGUCACUGCGUUGCAGUGGAGGACGUGAUUGCAUGCCAGGGUGUGGGGAGGCAGGGUCCAGGGGGCCCAAGCAGAUGCUUGCCCAGUGUCCAACUAUUAAAGAUGGCCUUGCAUCUAUCCCACUGGUUUGGUUUAUGCGUGCAACACUGUGAUAAUACUAUGCAGACUGCUGCAUCUAACAAAACCAAUAGUAAAUAAAAAUUAGAUUAUUUUUCUAUAUUUAUUUUUAUUUUUUGAGACCCUGCAACCAUGCAAAUAAGUAUUCCUGGCUGAACCCAGUACAUUUUACAGUUUGGUAUACGUAAUAAACCUGGAUUUAGUCAUGAAUGUGUAAAUCCAUGCCAAAAUUUUAGAUAAAUAAUAAACCUACCGUGAAAAUAAUUUUUUCUACGUCUCACUUCUCUGUAAGCAAAAUUAUUUAUUUUUGAAAAAUGAUUCAAUGCAUUUUUUCUUUUUUUCCUAUACAGGUUAAAAAAUCAGAUUCCUGAAAUUAAGCAAACAUUAGAAAUUUUAAAACAUAUGCAAAAGAAGAAGGUAUGUUUUUUUUUUUGUUUUGUUUUCUCCCUACUGCAAAGUUUAGUGAAUUCAGAAAUAUGUUUGGGUGGUAUUUAAUCUGUAUAGCUUCCUUUAUUUAAUAUAAGGUUUCUUUUGUCACAUGUGACAUGUCAGUACAUCUAAUUUGAAGUGGGUAUAGCUUCUGGAAUCCCCUGGCACAGUCAUUCUGUAUAUUGGUAAACUGUUUUUAAAGGAACACUAUAGGCACCAUAACAAAUUAAGCAGCAUGACACAAACACAAAAGUCUUUAAUUCUUAGCCAUUUAGCUCUGUCUAUCUGCUUCUCACUUGAUUCUUGAAACACGAAGCGUUUAAUAGGGGCUUAACUGGUUGACUGAGAGUGUCCACUGUUUCUUCAAGCCAAUUAGUACCUCUCCAUACACAAAACUACUUGAGAAAUGUACAGAUUUUUCUCAAGCCGCUUCCAUGAAAGGGGAGCUAGUGAUUAAUUUAGAGCCACAAUGAAUGCUCUCAGCCAAUCAGCUGUGCCCCUGUCCAAAGAUUUCUAUUUCAAAAAGUGGAAGGACAUGGGCAGAACUUAACUGUUGGUCUCAAGACUUGGGAAUUAAACAUUUUUUUAUGAAAGGUUUAACCUCUAAGGCAAGGGUGCUCAAAAGGUGGAUUACCCAGAUUUUUUUUUUUUUUUUUUUAACUACAACUUCCAUGAUGUUUUAUCAUAUGAAAAACAUCAAGGUAGUUGUUGAUCAUGCCAGGGUGUAAGUAGCCAUGGAUUAUCAUGUGACAUUGCCAGGGGUCUCCUGGCUGUGUAAAGGGACACUGUCUGUUUUUAUUUGCAGUUCACUCUUUCUUUGAAGCAUCUUGCCACUGAGCCCCUCUCCCCAUAUCUACUACUCUAGUGUUUCUGAUGACCAUGUUUUCUAGAAUAAUAUGCAAUUUGGUUAAUAACUGCCAUAUUGGCUGUACCAUUUUCCAUGGACAUUAGACAUAUCCUGCAUGGUUUCAGCAAUAUCCAGCCAUAAAAGUGAUUGUGUUGUGACUCUGUUUAGGAGUGUUGCACUUUGGUUUCCUGUCAGUGGGUGCCUUUCUCUUCAGUGAGUGUUUCUAUGAACAUAUUUUAAUUUUUAAAGUGCAAACAUGUAUUUUAUUUUAUUAUGAUGCUUGUCAUUUAAGAUUUUCAUUUUUUAAAUUAUUUUAAUAAACUCUUCCCCUCUGUUAUUUCUGUCAGGAUACAACUGAACCAAUGGAAACCAGGUAUUUACUGUCAGAUAAUGUAUAUUGCAAAGCAUCCGUACUGCCCACCGAUAAAGUCUGCUUGUGGCUGGGGGUGAGUAUGUUAUAUUAGCAUUAUAUCGCACCAACAUUCUGCAAUGUUUUAUGGUAACACAAUUGUAAUGCCAAAAUUGGGGGUACUUGUGGCUGCCAUGGCAACAAGUACCACCAUACCCAGAAAAAAAAGAAUUGUGGUAAUAUUUGGUUUUUCUUUUCACACCAUAGUGACAUAGCGGUUGGUAAUAAAGUUGCUGUAGAAUUACUCACAUUUUGCAUUCAUAUUACUUGUUUGACUUUUUGCAUUAUGUAGGCGAAUGUGAUGUUGGAAUAUGAUAUUGAUGACGCUCAGGCUCUGUUAGAAAAGAAUCUCUCUACCGCAAGAAAGAAUCUUGAAUCUACAGAAGAGGACCUUGAUUUCCUACGGGACCAAUUUACCACCACAGAAGUCAGUAUCCUUUUGGAUAUUAAAUAAGCUUUUUAAAAUUUUAGAAAUGCAGUUGAGUUACAUCAAUUACACACUCUGUCUAGACUAUUAGUAAAACUCUGUCACAAAAUUUGGAAGCCUCAUAGAAAAGCAUUAUUUCAGUGGUUUCUUAUGGGGACUUUGAAUGCAGACAUGGAGCUCACAUCACAUGUGUCGCAUUGGAUUGGAUAAUUGGCAGAUGAGGCUCUGCCUACUCAGUGAUGUUGCGUGAAGCGGAGAGGUAAGCUGUGACAAGGGAGCUUUGUGCUGGAAAAAGGUAAGUAAGACUUUGUGUGUUUUUUUUUUUUUUUUUUUUUUCAUUCUACUUUCAAGGAAUUAUUGAUCUACACAAUUAUUUUGUUGGUCUCUCUCGUUAUGCUUUGUGCAACUUUUUUAAAAGCAACAUUGCUACUGUACUUUCCUCCGAACCACUCUGCAUGCGGAGACCAAGGAGAAAACCAUCAUGUAAGACCAGAGUUUGUACCAAUGAUUCCCCCUCAAAUGGGUCCUGCUGGUGAACCAGCCCAUGUCUUUGAAUUCAAUCAGGCAUGCUGUGUUUUUAAAGCUAGUAUGGAAGUAACCAGAGCUUACCCAGUAUUGGCUCUUCAAAACAAUCUAAUAUUUUUUUUAAUACUUCCUGCUUUCAUUGCAUGUCAGGUUACCUGUGUUCUAUGAUUUGUUGGAUUCUGGGUGUCCACAAGCUGCCCACCAGUUGGUUUUUAAGUGACCCUCUAUGGAAACUAUGGAAUAUUCGUGAUUUGAUUGAUUGUCCUUGACCAAUUUUCCAGAUAUGGCUAGAGUCUAUAAUUGGGAUGUAAAAAGAAGAAACAAGGAUGAUCCUUCUAAAAGCAAAGCAUAG
Molecule: messenger RNA, 11629 nt
Organism: Pelobates cultripes (western spadefoot toad)
Lineage: Eukaryota; Metazoa; Chordata; Amphibia; Anura; Pelobatidae
Source: the annotation of a GenBank genome assembly